UAGAUUGAUAGAAUUGGCAAUUUUGUCAUUUAGUUGUUUCCAAAAGAAGGAGCUACUUAUGUAUAAGACCAAUUUUCACUCCUAUUUAACUCAUUAAAGAAAACAGACCUUCAGUGGGGCUAAUUUUACACAUUUAUACAUCCCAGUAAUUUAAAGUUGUAUAAGAAUCCUGGCCCUGAAAAAAAAAAAAAACUAGUAUUGUCAUUUUAGUUGAGUUAUAAAAUAGUUUAUAUUCAAGAAUCUAUGUUAAAAAAUUAUGAAGGGUUGCAGUGAUAUAUAAGUGCAAAAUUUCAGUUUCUUUUAGCCUAAAGCAUCAUUUUAACAUUUUCUAAAAGGUUGUUCAAUUCUACAUUUUGAUUCCAUUAUAUGUGUAAUUAAACCUCUGUGCACAAAAGCAUUCUCUUAUGUACUAGCAAAUACACCCACAGGAAUCCUCUUCUAAACUAUAAUUUAUUUAAACAUGUAAUCAUAGGAUUUUAAAACAUGCUUUCAUUUUUCCAAACUAUAUGCCAAUUUGCGCUACUUGGUGAUAAAAUGAGAGCUUUUAUUACUAUUUUGAUUCCCCCCCCCCCCCCCCGUGACUUAACAGUGAGUUAAACAUGGGCAGGAGGAAAAAAAAGAAUAUCUAUUGUGAACCUAAUUCCAUGUGUUCAACUGUUUUCCCCUUUUAAGAAAAACAGACAAGAAUAAAAGAUUUGUAGCUAUUUAUAAAUUCCAGCACAGUACCGAAUAUUUGGGCCUGCAGCUUUCUCUCCUAGGGUUUGGCCUAAGUAGUAAAUAGCUAGCUGGUGAGUGAGUGAGUGAGUGAGUGAGUGAGUGAGUGAAAUCUUCCUGAUCCUUGUGGAGUCAGGCCCCCUACUGACAGGAUCAGUCAAUUACAGACGUUGGCGGUUCUACUGAGACUUCGUUCCGUCAAAAUCUGGUGGGGACACAGGAGUCAGGAGCUUUGAGCUUGGUCCUUUUUUACUCUUUCUGAUGAUUGUGUUACAUUCUUUCCACCCCGAGCACAUCCGAAGCCCUACCAAAAAUGCUAGCCCAAGAAGUAGCUUAUCCAAUAAUUGGUUCAAAUGAGUUUAUCAGUCUUGCAUCCAGGGUGCCUUCCUAAGAAGUAACGCUUGCCAGGAACUAAAAUAGGAAUUUGAAGAAGAGGGAGAACUCUUAAACAAGUUGUAGGAUGCAAGGGCAAAUGUCCACCUUUUGUCUCUUUUUCAAUGUGAUAUUGAAUCCUUCCACCUCCAGUUACUAAUAAUUAUAAUUAGCUGCUGUGGAAAAUUGCCUCUUGAUCUUGGGUGCAUUAAGACUUGGGCAAGGGCUCUGUUAAGCCAGACUCGACAGGUUGCUGCUGUAGAAUAACGCAUCACACUGCAAUGUGUGUCUACCUCAGAGCUCACUUUAAGAACUGCAGAACACUUUUCCACUCUCUGGGAGAGAAUUCUCAAGUUGUCCCCAGGCUCAACCCAGGCUAAAGCCUAGUGUUUUUAAAAAUGGCUAUAAGGGAGGAGGAACUUGUGGAGGGAAUGUACCUACUCAGAUGUGCGUGUUUGUGUAUGGAGGGUGCUGGUUACAACCUUAAAGUUCUCCUGGCCCCCGCUUUCCUAGGAAUAUAUUAAAAAAUAAUAACCGCCACCCCGGCGUGGCCGCGUUUGAGUUUCCGACUGCCUGAAAAUAGCUGCCGGGAGCCUGGCCCACCGCUGGGAUCAAGGAAAAGCUCCUCCUGGCAGCGCCCUGCUCCCUCGCGGAAGGGGAAGGGAACCCGGGAGGGCGCCACCGAGCUAGAGCCGCUGCUAUUUUGGGCCCAGCCCCGCGGGUGCGUCAAUGCCUGCGCCCCUGCGUCACCGCCACCCCCACCCCUUUCCUUCUCCCCGGCUCUCCAAACUCUCACUUUUUCCCUUUCGUUCGCGUGGAAUCGCUCCUGCCCACGGGGCGCUGACGCUACCGAGCUCAUGCUAAUAGGCUAUUCUUCGCCCUCCUCCCCUCUUCCCCCUACUCACACAUCCUCACUCACCACAACAGCCCCCCCCCCCCAUACACACACACACGCGCGCGCGCGCGCGCACACACACACACACACACACACUCACUCACUCACACACACUUCCUGGUUUUAUUUGUGCUCCGGCCCGCUGGGGCACCGCUGAGCCGCGGCGGCGGCGGCGGCGGCGGCGGCGGCAGCGGCAGUCGAAACAUCUGGGGGAAACUUAAGGUGGCCACGCAGGUUUUGCCGAGGCUGCGGCGCAGAGGAGCCCGAGGCUUCCCGGGGCAGCCGCAGGACACCUGAUGGCUACGCCUUUCCAGCCGCUGGGGAGCGGGCAAGGGCUAGGGUGCAGAUUAGAGCUGAGCGGCUCCGGAACGCGCCUGGUUCCGUGGCGCUUUUUGCCCAUCCAGGGAACGCCAGGAUGGGGGUCGGGGGAAAGUUGCCAGGGGGCUCCCGCAGCCUGGAAGCGAGCCCUGCCGAGGGAGGAGGGGCGGUUGGAACUCUUCUCGGGCAGAGAGGGGGAUACCUCGGAAGCCUCCCUCCCCACGUCCCAGCCUCGUCCAGCCCCUUGGGAGAAGCCCGCAGAGGCCCGCCCUGCUCGGGCCCGAGGAACAGGGAAGGGGGCUCCAUCCCGGGAGAGGUGGCGUUUCCUUUGCUAGAAAGCGCCUUGCGCCCUCAGCCUGGCGGGCGGAUUGGCUUGCAAAGUGGAGUCGGCGGGGACUCGGGCAGCCGCGGGCGUGCGGCGAGCUGCCACGGUGCUCCGAGUCCCUCUCCUGGGAGGGCUAGACGCACAACUUUACGCUCGCGGAGAUACCCCUCCCUCUCCCAAUGUUUUGCCUUUCCCUUUUGGCUCUCAGAUUGAGGUUUCGAGAGCCCUUGUGCUUCAGAGGAGGGUUCAUUUGUGUCUCUACAACUCGUACUGGGGUACAAGUUGGUGGGCACCCAGGAGUGUCGAAAGUAUUAGAGUUGGCGAAAGGUGAGGUUAGAGCCCCUUUCCGCCGCAGGCGCACCUGUUGCCCGCUGCUCGGCUGCAUUGUCUGCGAAAGGAAAGUGGGCGACGCCUCAUUCUGACUUUGGGGAUCCCUGAAGGGCUGGGAUGCUGUCUACCUGCUCCCCUCUCUUCCCCUUUCCACGCACCACAUCCUCCCUUGCACGUGGGCACUGCAAGGAAAGAAGGGAACACAGAGAACAGGCCCUACCCAGUACCUUCCACCUUGGACUGUGUGUGUGUGUGUGUGUGUGUGUGUGUGUAUGUGUGUGUGUGUGUGUGUGUGUGUGUGUGUGUGUGUGUGUGUUUGUGUGUGAGGGGAGGAGAGACAGAGAAUGCCAACGCCAAAGGAGGAGGCCAUGGACAGGAAAAAGGAGAAAAAGGAUAUGCAUCGGACUAGGGAAAUCCCACCCUGCCUGAGCCCUUUGACCGUCUCGGGUCGUGGGACGUCUGUACGCGCUUCCGCUAAUGGGGGUGACAGUUGUGAGUGCGUGAGGUUAGGACACUGCCAGAUAGACCCCACCCCUUGCUAGUCCAGGUGCUGGCUACCUGGCCCUCGCCAGCGUUCCCUGCCGCCCGGGCUUUUGUUGCACCCUCCCCCACAAAUGAGCCGCCGGGCUGCAGCGGUGGCCUGGGGGUUUGGGAGGUGGGGGGUGGGGGGAAGGUGAGGUGAGAUGUCGCGGUGCUGCGGGCUGCGCGGACCUGAGUGGAGAGGUCACACCUCUUUCGGAAAAAAAAAAAAAAGAAAGAAAGAAAGAGAGAGAGAGAGAAGAGAAAAAAAAAAAAAAAAACCCAGGCUUGCGACCAAGGUGAACCCAGAACGGUUCCCACCUUAAAAUCGGCCCUACUCGUGACGUCAGGUCGGAAAUAUACCAAAGCGAGAGCCGGCCAGGAGUCCGGGGAGCGCGGCGGCGCGGCGAUUGGGCGGCGGGCCGCUGACGCGCGCUGACGCGCGGAGACUUUAGGUGCAUGUUGGCAGCGGCAGCGCGAGCCACAUAAACAAAGGCACAUUGGCGGCCAGGGCCAGUCCGCCCGGCGGCUCGCGCUAGGCUCCGCGGUCCCGCUCGCCUGCCCAGGCGGCCGCCUUCUCCUGCGCCCUCCCCGCUCUCGGCCACCAGGCUACCUUCGCCCCUCUCGCCCACCCCUCCCCGACCCUGCCACUCGGACUCCCAGAGGGAACUACACUUCGGCCGAGUUGAAUGAAUGAAGAAAUACGCGGAGAACUCCUAAGGAGGAGAUCCGACAGGCUGGACUCCCCACUGCCUUUCUAAAAAUCUUGGAAACCUUGUCCUUCAUUGAAUUACGACACUGUCCACCUUUAAUUUCCUCGAAAACGCCUGUAAUUCGGCUGAAGCCAUGCCUUGUGUUCAGGCGCAGUAUGGGUCCUCGCCUCAAGGAGCCAGCCCCGCUUCUCAGAGCUACAGUUACCACUCUUCGGGAGAAUACAGCUCCGAUUUCUUAACUCCAGAGUUUGUCAAGUUUAGCAUGGACCUCACCAACACUGAAAUCACUGCCACCACUUCUCUCCCCAGCUUCAGUACCUUUAUGGACAACUACAGCACAGGCUACGACGUCAAGCCACCUUGCUUGUACCAAAUGCCCCUGUCCGGACAGCAGUCCUCCAUUAAGGUAGAAGACAUUCAGAUGCACAACUACCAGCAACACAGCCACCUGCCCCCUCAGUCCGAGGAGAUGAUGCCGCACUCCGGGUCGGUUUACUACAAGCCCUCCUCGCCCCCGACGCCCACCACCCCGGGCUUUCAAGUGCAGCACAGCCCCAUGUGGGAUGACCCAGGCUCCCUCCACAACUUCCAUCAGAACUACGUGGCCACCACGCACAUGAUCGAGCAGAGGAAAACGCCCGUCUCCCGCCUCUCCCUCUUCUCAUUUAAGCAGUCGCCCCCCGGCACCCCCGUGUCUAGCUGCCAGAUGCGCUUCGACGGGCCCCUGCACGUCCCCAUGAACCCGGAGCAGGCGGGCAGCCACCACGUGGUGGACGGGCAGACCUUCGCUGUGCCCAACCCCAUCCGAAAGCCCGCGUCCAUGGGCUUCCCAGGCCUGCAGAUCGGCCACGCGUCGCAGCUGCUGGACACGCAGGUGCCCUCGCCGCCGUCGCGGGGCUCUCCCUCCAACGAGGGGCUGUGCGCCGUGUGCGGCGACAACGCGGCCUGCCAGCACUAUGGCGUGCGCACCUGUGAGGGCUGCAAAGGUUUCUUCAAGCGCACGGUACAAAAAAACGCAAAAUACGUGUGUUUAGCAAAUAAAAACUGCCCAGUGGACAAGCGGCGCCGGAAUCGCUGUCAGUACUGCCGAUUUCAGAAGUGCCUGGCUGUUGGGAUGGUCAAAGAAGUGGUUCGCACGGACAGUUUAAAAGGCCGGAGAGGUCGCUUGCCCUCGAAACCGAAGAGCCCACAGGAGCCCUCUCCCCCCUCGCCCCCGGUGAGUCUGAUCAGUGCCCUCGUCAGGGCCCAUGUCGACUCCAACCCGGCUAUGACCAGCCUGGACUAUUCCAGGUUCCAGGCGAACCCUGACUAUCAGAUGAGUGGAGAUGACACCCAGCAUAUCCAGCAGUUCUAUGAUCUCCUGACUGGCUCCAUGGAGAUCAUCAGGGGCUGGGCCGAGAAGAUCCCGGGCUUCGCUGACCUGCCCAAAGCCGACCAAGACCUGCUUUUCGAGUCUGCUUUCUUAGAACUGUUUGUGCUGCGAUUAGCGUACAGGUCCAACCCAGUGGAGGGUAAACUCAUCUUUUGCAAUGGGGUGGUCUUGCACAGGUUGCAAUGCGUUCGUGGCUUUGGGGAAUGGAUUGAUUCCAUUGUUGAAUUCUCCUCCAACUUGCAGAAUAUGAACAUCGACAUUUCUGCCUUCUCCUGCAUUGCUGCCCUGGCUAUGGUCACAGAGAGACACGGGCUCAAGGAACCCAAGAGAGUGGAAGAACUGCAAAACAAGAUUGUAAAUUGUCUCAAAGACCAUGUGACUUUCAAUAAUGGGGGGUUGAACCGCCCCAACUAUUUGUCCAAACUGUUGGGGAAGCUCCCAGAACUUCGUACUCUUUGCACACAGGGGCUACAGCGCAUUUUCUACCUGAAACUAGAAGACUUGGUACCACCGCCAGCAAUAAUUGACAAACUUUUCCUGGACACUUUACCUUUCUAAGACCUUCUCCCAUGCACUUCAAAGGAACUGGAAAGAAACCUAAAACUAUCCAGAGGGGGCAAGUCACAAGGCAGAGAUAUCCCCAUGAGCUGUCUCAGCUCUAGCUGGCCCCCACCCCCUCCAUAAAACCCCAGCCCCUCGAUCCCUAAAGAAAACAAAAACAAAAACAAAAACAAAAAAACAAAACAAAAACAACAAAAACUGUUGCUAUUUCUUAACCUGCAGGCAGAACUUGAAAGGGCAUUUUGGCUCCGGGGCAUCCUGGAUUUAGAACACGGACUACACACAAAUACAGUGGUAUAAACUUUUUAUUAUCAGUUUAAAAAUCAGUUUAUUGUUCAGAAGAAACAUUCCUAAUUUCUGAUGGGAAAUGUUUGGCCAUGUUUGGUUGUUGCCAUUAAGACAAAUGUAACACACACACACACACACACACACAUACACAUGCACACACACACACCUCACACAUUGUAAGGGGACCCACAAGUAUUGCCCUUUAAAAGACUUCAAAGUUUUCUGCUGUAAAGAAAGCUGUAAUAUAUAGUAAAACUAAAUGUUGCGUGGGUGGCAUGAGUUGAAGAAGGGAAAGGCUUGUAAAUUUACCCAAUGCAGUUUGGCUUUUUAAAUUAUUUUGUGCCUAUUUAUGAAUACAUAUUACAAAUUCUAAAAGAUAAGUGUGUUUGCAAAAAAAAAGAAAAAAGAAAAAAAGAACUACACACAAAAGGGACAAGCAUGUUGAUUCUAGGUCGAAGAUGUUAUAGGCACUUGCUAUUUCAGUAAUGUCUAUAUUAUAUAAAUAGUAUUUCAGACACUAUGUAGUCUGUUAGAUUUUAUAAAGAUUGGUAGUUAUCUGAGCUUAAACAUUUUCUCAAUUGUAAAAUAGGUGGGCACAAGUAUUACACAUCAGAAAAUCCUGACAAAAGGGACACAUAGUGUUUGUAACACCGUCCAACAUUCCUUGUUUGUAAGUGUUGUAUGUACUGUUGAUGUUGAUAAAAGAAAGUUUAUAUCUUGAUUAUUUUGUUGUCUAAAGCUAAACAAAACUUGCAUGCAGCAGCUUUUGACUGUUUCCAGAGUGCUUAUAAUAUACAUAACUCCCUGGAAAUUACUGAGCACUUUGAAUUUUUUUUGUUUUUUUUUAAUGUCUAAAAUUGUCAGUUAAUAUAUUAUUUUAUGUUUGAGUAAGAAUUUUAAUAAUGCCAUAUUCUGUAGUAUUUUUCUUUGUAUAUUUCCAGUAUGGCACAUGAUAUGGAGUCACUGCCUUUUUUUCUAUGGUGUAUGACAGUUAGAGACGCUGAUUUUUUUUUUUCUGAUAAAUUCUUUCUUUGAGAAAGACAAUUUUAAUGUUUACAACAAUAAACUAUGUAAAUGAACA
Messenger RNA from Prionailurus viverrinus (fishing cat), 7488 nucleotides. It is a transcript of the gene NR4A2, whose product is annotated as nuclear receptor subfamily 4 group A member 2. Gene Ontology annotation, molecular function: zinc ion binding; nuclear receptor activity; nuclear glucocorticoid receptor binding. The coding region runs from base 4320 to 6116 and encodes 598 amino acids. The transcript is spliced from 8 exons. Lineage: Eukaryota; Metazoa; Chordata; Mammalia; Carnivora; Felidae. Gene Ontology annotation, biological process: cellular response to corticotropin-releasing hormone stimulus; regulation of transcription by RNA polymerase II; central nervous system neuron differentiation. The record is from RefSeq and is a predicted model, not a curated record. Gene Ontology annotation, cellular component: nucleus; transcription regulator complex.